This is a messenger RNA of Iphiclides podalirius (scarce swallowtail), 1065 nucleotides long. NCBI's taxonomy places the organism in Eukaryota, Metazoa, Arthropoda, Insecta, Lepidoptera, Papilionidae. The record is from the annotation of a GenBank genome assembly.
AUGUUUCUAGCAUUGUUAAGCAACCAAGCGGCAUCAUUUAAGGAUCAGUUAACUGGUGAAACCCGAGACCACACAAGUUCACGCCCAAACACAUUAUUCGAUGACGCUGAUGAUUUGCAGAAGCAACUCGACAAUGAAGCGAGGGACAAAUUAAAACUUGGAAAGCCGAAAACCGUGUGGGUGUUGCAUCUGCCGACGCCAUUUCCAGAUAUCAAGUAUUUAAUGACGACGCGUUAUUCCAGGAAUGCUGAACUUGGAACCACGAUAAACGAAAAAAAAUUUAACUUGGAAAACUUCACCCCCGCCAACACGUUCGAUUGGGAUUACAACAGUCAAAGUGAGUGGGGAAAAUUCUUCCCGGAUUGCAAAGGCCGAUCGCAGUCCCCAGUGGACCUGCCCGUCGAAGGCUUCAUCAGGGCUAGGGGCGUUAGGCAGCUCCUGUUCAACAAUUAUGACGUCUGUCCGGAAAAUAUGACCGUGCAUAACGAUGGAAGACGAGUGGUCCUGUACGGUCAUUGGAACAGUAAGAAGCAGCCGAUCGUGUAUAGCGGUGCCGCUCACAGUCGCCGGUACGUUUUCCACUCGCUGAGCCUCUCCUGGCCUUCCGAGCACACGAUAGGCGGGCUACAGUUCCCCAUGGAAAGUCAGGCGAUCCACAUUUCGGCGGAGUACAACUCACUGAAGGAAGCCCUGGAUGCGGCACCGAGUGACCCCCAGGCAUUUCUCGGGAUCUCCAAUCUUUAUAAGUACUCCGAUCACACUCAAAAGGGCUUGAAGGAAAUACUCGACGUGGUCCUUAAAGCUAGCACAGUUAACUCUUCUGGAAUGGGUCAUCCUCUGAGCUUCUUCGUUCCACCUUUUAAACAGUAUGCCAGCUACCAGGGGUCGCUGACCUCACCACCUUGCACAGAAUCCGUACUGUGGCUAGUACGGGCUAGGAGCCUACCUGUGAUGAGGGCUGUGGUGGAGGCAGCUCAUCGUCUCACGAACCCUUACGGGGAGCCUCGUCGCUUCUCAGUCCGCAUGCCACAACCACUUAACGAUAGGAAAAUAUACUUGUUUUAU